Molecule: messenger RNA, 4152 nt
Organism: Chroicocephalus ridibundus (black-headed gull)
Lineage: Eukaryota; Metazoa; Chordata; Aves; Charadriiformes; Laridae
Gene: HFM1
Product: helicase for meiosis 1
Exons: 37
Coding region: 25-4152 (1375 amino acids)
Molecular function (GO): nucleic acid binding; ATP binding
Source: RefSeq, a predicted model, not a curated record
AGGGACUUCACAUUUGAUCUAAAAAUGUUCAGCUCUGCAGACGUGGUCUUUUCAUUGGAUAAUUUAUUUUAUGAAAGACCAGAUACAAGACAAAGGUAUCUAGAAAAUGAAGAGCCUAAAUUUUGGUGUAUUGCACCUGCUCCAGCUAUUGCUGAAAUUCCAGCGGCAGAGGAGUUACAGAGAGAACUGGAAAAAAACACAGCCAAGACUCAUAUGGGAGGGAGAAAGCACCAGAAGUUUAUACAACAAUGUAAGAGUAACACUGAGGCGGUAAAUGAUAGAUCACCAGCACCUGUUCAUUUUGGCAUAGCCUCUGAAAAAGAAGUGCUCCAAUCAAGUGUAGGAGAAAGAGAUAAAAUUAGGUUUUCGGGUGAAAAUCUGAAAAUGGUUUCCUUGUUUCUCUCUUCUGACCAAGAUAAAUCUAAAACAGGAACAGGGGUUUCUCAGCAACCUGGUGCAAGUUUUUCACAAAAUAAACUAUUACGUAAUUUUCCAGAAAAUGGUGACGAUGAGAGUGUCCAUUCAACAUUAAGUAAAAGCUUAUUUAAAAUGUCUGGUUAUAUGUAUAAAACUACAGAGUUUAAAGAUAGUUCUGUGGAUGUGAACGAAAUUGAUACUUACUUAAAUACAAGUGAAAACAUGAAAGAAGUGAGAAAAGAACGCUUAUGGACAAGUGAUCGUCAUGCUCCAGUAACUAAAGACUCAGAUUUUACUCUGCAUAGGGUCAAUGAUGGGGACAUUGCAUCUAAAACAGGGAUUAAAAUGAGACCAUUUCCUAAUGCUUCUGAGAUCCUGGAUAUAACAGGAACUACAGGAAGAAAAUUGGAAAUUUUGAGGGCUGUCACAGAAAUACCGACCCAAUUUAGAAGUAUUUUUAAGGAGUUCCCAUAUUUUAACUAUGCACAGUCUAAAGCUUUGGAUGAUCUUCUUUAUACAGAUAGGAAUUUUGUGAUUUGUGCUCCGACUGGCUCUGGAAAAACAGUAAUGUUCGAGCUAGCUAUUACCAGAUUACUCAUGAAAGCCCCACUGCCUUGGUUAAAUAUUAAAGUUGUUUACAUGGCUCCAAUAAAAGCUUUAUGCAGUCAGCGUUUUGAUGAUUGGAAAGAAAAAUUUGGACCUAUAGGACUCAGCUGCAAGGAACUGACAGGAGAUACAGUGAUGGAUGAUUUAUUUGAAAUACAUCACGCUGACAUUAUUGUCACUACUCCUGAAAAAUGGGAUAGCAUGACAAGAAGGUGGAGAGACAACUCUAUAGUCCAGCUUGUACGACUGUUUCUCAUUGAUGAGGUGCAUGUUAUAAAGGAUGAAAGCCGUGGUGCAACAUUAGAAGUUGUAGUCAGUCGAAUGAAGACUGUUCAGUCUUCUCUUUGGCGUCUUUCAGAGAAUCAUGAAGCUGUUCCUCCCUUGAGAUUUGUAGCUGUUUCUGCAACAAUCCCAAAUGCUGAAGAUUUUUGUGCCACAAGAAAAGGAGUACAGCAGGCUGCUUCUGUUCUUGCAAAAGAUGCUAAAUUUCUACUGAGUAUUGAACAGAAACAAAGAUUACAGAAGUCUGCAAAUUCAUUGAAAGAUUCCAAAUUGAGAGAUCUUUUAAUGUAUGGCGUGGCUUAUCAUCAUGCCGGUAUGGAGAUAUCUGACAGAAAAAUAAUUGAAGGAGCUUUUGCUGUAGGAGACUUACCGGUACUUUUUACUACUAGCACGUUAGCUAUGGGAGUCAAUCUACCUGCACAUCUAGUGGUUAUAAAAUCCACAAUGCACUAUGUUGGAGGAGUGUUCCAAGAGUACAGUGAAACUGAUAUUCUGCAAAUGAUUGGGAGAGCAGGAAGGCCUCAAUUUGACACUACAGCUACAGCAGUUAUUAUGACUCGUUGGAGUACAAGGGAGAAGUAUAUACAGAUGUUAAACGGUGCUGAUAUAAUAGAGAGCAGCUUACACAGGCAUCUUGUUGAGCACUUAAAUGCAGAAAUAGUGCUACAUACUGUCACAGAUGUCACUGUAGCUUUGGAAUGGAUACGAUCAACAUUCUUGUACAUCAGAGCCUUAAAAAAUCCAACUCAUUAUGGUUUUUCACCUGGAUUGGAUAAAAUUGGAAUUGAAGCAAAACUGCAAGAACUGUGUUUGAAGAACUUAAACGAUUUAUCAUCUUUUGAUUUGAUCAGGAUGGAUGAAGCAAAAAAUUUCAAACCAACAGAGACUGGAAGAUUAAUGGCAUGGUAUUAUAUUGCAUUUGAUACAGUGAAACAAUUUUUCACAAUUAAGGGAACAGAGACUAUAAACGAAUUGAUUACAGUGAUCUCCAACUGUGCAGAAUUUCUGGAUGUGAAGUUAAGAACAAAUGAAAAGAAAAUACUGAACACUUUGAAUAAAGACAAGGACAAAAUAACUAUCAGGUUUCCAAUGGAGGGGAAGAUAAAAACAAGAGAAAUGAAAAUAAACUGUCUUAUUCAGGCUCAGCUAGGAUGCAUUCCUAUUCAAGACUUUACUUUGACACAAGAUACUGGCAGAAUAUUUAGAAAUGGCUUAAGAGUUACUAGAUGGUUGUCUGACUUUCUGGCAUCAUUUAAGAACAACUUUUCUGCUUUAUUAAACUCUUUGAUUCUAGCAAAGUGUUUCAGGUGCAAACUUUGGGAAAAUUCACUCCAUGUGUCUAAACAAUUGGAAAAAAUCGGUGUAUCACUGUCAAAUGCUAUGGUAAAUGCUGGGCUGACGUCAUUUAAAAAAAUAGAGGACACAAAUGCAAGGGAACUUGAAUUGAUUUUAAACAGGCAUCCUCCUUUUGGAAACCAGAUAAAAGAAUCUGUUUUGCAUCUUCCAAAGUAUGAACUUGAUAUUGAACAGCUUCCAAAAUACAGUGAUACAUUGGCUGAAAUCUUAAUAACCAUCAAAUUAACAAACUAUGAGCAGCUACAGACAAAGAGAACAGCGACAGACUUUCACUAUGUUACAUUGGUCAUAGGAGAUGCUGACAACCAAGUGAUAUUUAAUCAGAAAAUUAUGGAUUCUGCGCUGCUGAAAACUGGAAAUUGGAUGAAGAAAAUUGAAGUGAAGAGAGCUCUUAAAUCAGAAGACAUUAGUAUAAAUUUAAUUAGUUCUGAUUAUGUUGGUCUUGAUAUACAGCAGACGUAUGCUGCCUUUUACUUAGCACAGAAAACAGUGGGAAGUAAAGUGGUUACAAAUCAAAAACUGAAAGCUGAGUCUUCAGUGGAUACGUAUCAUGGCUGCCCACAAAGUCUGCCAGCAGCAAAAGUAGAUGCAGCAGGCAAAUCUAAACAAGAGAUUACCUACAAGAAAUAUGGAAACAGAGAAUGCAGCCAUCGCUGUAAAAAUAAAGAUAUGUGUGGACAUGACUGCUGUAAAACUGGAGUCCCUCCAAAGUCUGAGAUGAAUGGAGAUUCAAAGUUUUCUUUGUACCUAGCUGAUUUAAGGAGCAGGAACUCAAUUUUGUCUGUACCCCCAGUAAAACGGUUAAAGAUGCAGAUGUUAAAUCAAGCUCAAAAUGUGGAUCUCAAACAAUUUGUUUUUACACCUAAAUCUUUGUUGCCAGCAUUGCCAAGGUCUAGCAAUAAACAGUUGUCUUCAUCACCUUCAGUGGACCAGGAAGAUAAUGUCAACAGCUUAGGAGUAUCUCAGAAACAACUGCAAUCCUGGAGUUGUGGAAAGAGUCAUGCUUUGGAUGUGAACUUUGAACUGAGAGAUGAUAUUUGGGAUGAUAUUGAUGAUGAGAAAUUAGUACUUGCUAGCAACUUUGCCAGUAGAGAAUUAGAUGAGUGUGAGCCACUUUGCCAGUAUACAAGAAGCAAAGCCACAAAUGACGUUUCAAAAGAUUCAUGCCCAUUACAGGAUGAGACCGAUAUUCAUUUCUCAGUUGUUUCUGUGGUUAAUAGCACAUCAAAAGUGAAUUUACCUGUACAGAGUGGGAAUAUAAAUAUGUUCAGUUUCCAAGAAAAAAAGCAUUCGAGUCCUUCACAAGAGCUGAAAAACAUAGAGUGUUCUUCGAUCUCAAAAAUAACCUCAGACUCUUCUAAAUUCACUAGGAAAGAGGAUUUUUUUAUUUUCACAAAAGAACAGGAAAAAGAAGUGGAUCCCAGAUACCUUCUUGAUGAUGAAAUCAAUGAUGUCAAGCCCUUUCUUGGAAUAUUUGAUGACAUUUUGUAA